AUGGACCUGGCCAGCAUAAGCAGCAGCACGGAGAACAGAGACGCUCAGGCAUAUCUACCUGCAGCAAUUACAGCAUGGAUCGGCCUGAGCAGAAACGCCUGGACGUGGUCAGACAAGAGCCAAUCCACCUUCAGAAACUGGCUGAAUGAAGAGCCGACGAAGCUGGGAAAGAACUGUGCUCUAAUAGACACAGACCUGCAAUCCAGAUGGGUUGAGGAGAGCUGCAGUGAGACGCUGCCCUUUCUCUGUUAUACAGAUGAUGAACAGACCACAGGGAGCAUAACGGGUAAGAGACAGAUCCUGAGUGUAGAGCUGCGGUCAGAUCACAACGUAAAUGACCCUGCGGUGAAGGAGUCCAUUUUAGAGAUGAUCCUGCAGGAACUGAAGCAACAUGGGAUGGCAGAGAACACCACGCUGACCUGGAGGCUGCAGCCAGAUGGAAACAUCUUUCAGAAGAAAAAGAAUAAGGAGCUAUAA
Molecule: messenger RNA, 477 nt
Organism: Colossoma macropomum (tambaqui)
Lineage: Eukaryota; Metazoa; Chordata; Actinopteri; Characiformes; Serrasalmidae
Product: C-type lectin lectoxin-Thr1-like
Exons: 3
Coding region: 1-477 (158 amino acids)
Source: RefSeq, a predicted model, not a curated record